AUGGCCAAUUCCAAGUGUCUCACAAUCGCUUAUCUUGGUAUAAAUAGUACCUGUUCAUUAUUUUCUGAACAAACUACCAUAGGAAGAUUAAAAUUAGUGGCGACUUAUAGGAGUGCACGUGUUAUCAAUUUAAAUAAGAUCAGUUCUAGUGCACAAAUUAAUUUCACUCAAACGCACCCUGCUAUAUCACAGUAUGCACUUCUUGGUGCUGCUCCAUCUGCAAUAGAAAUGGGUUACUUGAGCAACGAUUCUUUUAUUGAUAUGGCAAGUGUGUACCAAUCAAGCAAUCAACUGAUUGUUUGGCUCGGUCAAGCCAAUGGAACAUUUGAUCAUGGAACACCAUACAGUACAAAUCCCUUACCCGUCGAUCUGUUGCUAGUUGAGUUAACGAAUGAUAAUCUACUCGAUAUUCUUGUUUUAUGUCUUGGCUCCAGUAAUAUUCUUCUGUUUGUAAAUCUGGGUGGUGGUAUAUUUGCUGCGAAAAGGACGGUUGGCUCAACAGGAAGCUAUUCAUUCCCUCUUAGUAUGACACUUGUCGAUUUCAUUAAUAAUGGGCUUGUCGAUGUUGUGACUGUUUGUGAAAAUCCUCCGUACGUAGGCGUUCUACUCAAUCAAAACUACACUAGUGGGACUCAAUUCACAUUGGUAGCGAAUACUUUAUAUUCAUCCGGCCCUCCAAACUAUUAUCUAGUAGCAACCGCUGCAGCACAUUUCAACGCUGAUUCACUUGCUGACGUGGCAACCUUGACAAACGAUGGCAACGUCGUUAUGUAUCUUGGUAUGGGUAACGGAAUAUUGACUUAUCUAGCGACUUAUACAACGCGUGGUUUUACUACAUUUUCAUCGUGUAUAGUGGCUGCUGAUGUUAACAAUGAUGGCAACAUAGACCUGUCUGUAACAAAUACUGGUAGCAUGACAGUGGCUGUACUGUUCGGCGAUGGAAAAGGUCAUAUGAGUGUACCAAUACUUUAUCAGGUUGGGGGUGCCCCGACUCACAUGCGUGCGCUUUAUUUCGAUCAAGAUGGACAUUUAGAUCUUUUAGUUCUUACUGGUAGCAACUGCUAUACACUUUUGACAGGUUACUUCAAUGGCACAUUUUAUACUAGCAUUCCUUGUGGAUACGUACCUGCAGGCUAUGUUACGAAUUUUGCUGUUGGUGAUAUUAAUGGUGAUGGAAUUCCCGACAUGGCUAUUACAGCUACUGGCACUGCUAAUGUUCAAAUGUUCCUUGGAUCAAUCAUUUGA
Molecule: messenger RNA, 1245 nt
Organism: Rotaria socialis
Lineage: Eukaryota; Metazoa; Rotifera; Eurotatoria; Philodinida; Philodinidae
Source: the annotation of a GenBank genome assembly